Messenger RNA from Staurois parvus, 335 nucleotides. The record is from the annotation of a GenBank genome assembly. Lineage: Eukaryota; Metazoa; Chordata; Amphibia; Anura; Ranidae.
CACUGAGCACCAUGAUCUACUGUGUCCACAGUCUCUGGUCAUUCCCUUCACUGUCUGCAGUUUCUGGUCAUUCCCUGCACUGUCCGCAGUCUCUGGUCAUUCCCUGCACUGUCCGCAGUCUCUGGUCAUUCCCUGCACUGUCCGCAGUCUCUGGUCAUCUCCUGCAAUGUGUCCGCAGUCUCUGGUCAUCUCCUGUACUGUGUCCGCAGUCUCUGGUCAUCUCCUGCACUGUGUCCGCAGUCUCUGGUCAUCCCCUGCACUGUGUCCGCAGUCUCUGGUCAUCUCCUGCACUGUGUCCGCAGUCUCUGGUCAUCUCCUGUACUGUGUCCGCAGUC